This is a messenger RNA of Porites lobata, 15113 nucleotides long. Lineage: Eukaryota; Metazoa; Cnidaria; Anthozoa; Scleractinia; Poritidae. The record is from the annotation of a GenBank genome assembly.
AUGAGUUCAAUACAGUCCACAUUAGAAGCCUUGUCAAGUGUCGACUCUUUGGUCGGCACUUUGAAAGCAUGUAUUUGGAAGCAAGACAAAAUUAUACGCGAGCAACGAGAGGAAAUAGAAAAUCUAAAGUCGCUGGUGAGAGAACUUGAAAAAGAAAGAAAGGAGCUCCGCCGACAGAUAGCCACAGAAAGGACAAAUAGUUCCAACUCUAACGUUGACGAAACAAAAACACCUGAUGAAAAGGACAGGUGAGGAAAGAUAUUCGUUUAGUGAAAUUGGAUAUCUUAAAAUAAUGAAGUGGUGAAUUGCUUUUAAUUCCUAAUCAGUUUCAUUCAUUCACGACCUUCCUCGCAUUUUUCGUGCAGAGAAAGUGAAAUUGUGUGAUGUGUUGUGCCCUUAAUUUUAAUCUUAUCUCCUUCGUGAUUUACUAGUAUUUUCGGUUUUCAUCCUUUCGAUCCGAUUUAAACACUUUUAAUAACUUUUGUAGGUUGGUUUCGUUCUGGGGACGUGGACACUUGAAUAUUUACACGAAUUCAAUGACAACACAUUCUGGAAACUGUCAUCAAAUAUUCUCCAUAUCUCGGCCAUUUAUGAAAUAAUUAAAAUAGAACAGCUAAGUUAAUUGUAAUUUAUAAAGAGGAGAAAGGCUUUUAAUAUAUAUGUAAUUUUGUAAUUGAAACCAUGCAGCCACUUCAAAACAAUAACAAUUUUGUAAUUAAUAAUAUUACAAUUCUUAAUUUUACUUCCAUAUGUUUAUAAUACACCUUGAGUCCAGAACAAUGUAGUUUUUUAGGAAAUUUUACUAAAAAUGUCUUGUAACCAUGUUUUACCUUGUAACUUGAUUACUUGAACAUUAAUAAUAUUAAAAAUUUUCACUAAAAUUAGCACCAUCAUUGAAGCAAGUACAUUAUGAAUAUUUUUUGAUAAACAAUAAGAAUGUGAAAGUGCAUUGUUGAGUUUCCAAUGAGCAAAAGGGAUUUUUGUUAUCAACACAGCUGAAAAGCUAGACAAACAAUUGCUUCUCACACUUCUUGAGUUUCUUACAAUUCGCAAGUGCUUACAUAAGGCAGUGUUUACACAAGAAAAGUUGGACUGACAAGAGUUUCUUAGUAGGGUGACUACUUGACCACUUGUGUCCAAUGUGACGACACCAACUCGAGUGGAUGAAUAUUCCAGUCCACCGAGGGGCUGAUUUCGUACCAAAAUGACUUGUUGCUCCCUAUUUACACAAUACCACAUAUAUGAGAUUUUGCACUGCAGCAAAAUAGCAAUUUGGUUGAAUUUGUGCUGGCAUAACAUUUUUUUUUGGUGGUAUGUUCAAAACAAAUACAGGGCUCCCAGAGGGACCUGUAUUGAACUCAGAAAAGUACAAAAGUUGCUGGCUGGUACCAUGUAAACACCCCUUAACUUGAUUAAGUGCCUGAGUAUAAAUUAUGGAGAUAUAAUGGGCUCGUUCUGACUGAUCAUAACAUGCACAUUUCGUUCAAGAAAGCCUAUAAAAGCAUUUUUAUACAUUGAAUUAAAAAGCUUGCUACUAAUGCAUUAUUAUUGAACAAUAUUAUCACAUGGGAUUGUUAAGAAGUUUCUGAGAUUCCUGCUUAUGCCCCUUACAUGUACAUCUCCUUAAUGUACUAAAUCUGAUGAAGUAUUCCUUUUUUCAGCAAAAUCAAGGAUUCCCAAAAGUCUUUUGAAACUCCAUCUGAAAGACUUCCUUCAACUGAAGGAAGUGAGAAUACUCCAGAAGUCUUUUCUACUCCAGAACCUCUGCGAUCUCCUAUAAUCACCAUUACAGCAGAACCUCCUGCAGGUACACCGAAAUCUGAAAAGAAAGACAUUUUUAAAACAUCCGUCAAACGGAAUGACAGCAUAACACGACAAAAGUCCUUUAACAGAAAAUAUGAACUAAGUCCUGAACUUCAAGAGAGGAGUGUGAUGUUUCUAGAGAGACAGUAUGGAGGAAAAUUGAAGGCGCACCACGCUGCUCGAGUCAUUCAAGCUUAUUAUCGUACAUACAGAAUGAACAAACAGUUUAAAAGGAUGAGAACACAUUCUUUUACACCCGGGAAGGACUCGUAUAGGUCAAAGUCUAAUAGUGAUCCUCGCUCUUCAGCUAUGAGCCCUGCAGCAGUUAAUUCUGAAAGUCAGGUCACUCCAGUGCUACGAAUAAAGAAGAAGAAAAGUGGUGAUAAGCGAGUCAAGUCAAUUCUUAUCAUAGAUAAUAUCAAUAGCUUCCCUGGUGGAGAGGUCCAAAGGUAUAGCACUGAAUUUCUUCCAAGCGAUCUCACCUCUAUCUUUACCAGUAUGACACCACAGAGCAGUGAUGCAAAGAGUGAACAGAAAGAAUUGCCUGAUGAAAAGGCCAAUGCAAGACUAGGAAGUGUUACCAGUGAAACAGAACAUUAUGUCAAGGUUGAAAUUGUGGAUAAUGUUGAAACACUACCAAGCGAUGCAGGUGAUGUCUCUAACCAAGUUCCUAAUGGGGAUCUGUGUAAAAGUUCACGGAGGGAAACAUUUCAUGAAGAUGGCUCUGUAAUUGAGAGUGAUGAAUCAGGUAUGAUUAUAACAUAUAAAAUAUUAAAACACCAAAAUAAAAUGCCACUACUUUUGCUCCUCUUUACAGGACUUAUCUUGUACCAUAGGUAAAAUCUAUUCUCAGGCUAAACCAGAAUUGCCAUUGUCUUGUAUGAAUAAUAAUGGCUAGGAAACAAACUAAGUUGAGUACUGGUUUAACCUGAGAAGGGUUUUUACCUGCAACAGUAAACAUGUGAAAUAGAAUGUAGUGGCUUUUACUGUAGGGACAGAGCAAGAUUGAUAGUGAGGCUGGAGGGGCUGGUGGGUACUUACAAGGAUGAUCAUCCUGGAGGUAGGUCAGGGGCCAAAAUUUUUCCGGCCUCCUUGACUCAGAAUCGUGCUCAUUCUAGUAAGGUUUGAAAGAUCUCUUUACCUUGAACAAGUUAGCUGACAAAGUUGUCCUUGAACAUUAAAACUGAUGAUGUCACAAGUGAUAAAAGGAAUGUGGACCUUCACUGGCGGUGAUGGGUGGUUCAGGGGUGAAUGGGUUACAAAAAAUAGUGAUGCAAAAGCAAAUUAAUUCUGGAUAGAAAUAAUUUGAAUGCCAUUAGUUUACAGUGGUUCUUUCAGCAACUGAUCUUGAAACAAACAGAGGUUUUUUUGGGAAAAUCCCUCAAAAGUCUCUGAUAAAGGUUGGAUUAAAAGAGCUUAACAAAAUGUUGCAAAUUUUGCAAAGAAGUCAGCAUGUGCUUCAAAAACAGGUCAUUAUUUAAGUAAGGAUUAUGACUAAUCAACCAUCUAAUAAAGCCAGCCCCGCCCAUUUUCAGUCCUUGUAUGCUGUUGGGAGUAGAACAAUGGAUAGCUUAUAGGUCUAUGUGAUAUCUUGACGUGAAGUGAUCCCACUGGACUUUGUUAGUCAGAAAUAUAAAAAAAAUAUCACGGUGGCAUCUCACUUUCCAAGAGCAAUCUAAAAAUUAAAAAUGUAUAUUAACCGGUAAUAAAAUACAUCUAUAGCUUUAUGGAUUAAUUUACAGUAUUUUUGAGAAUUGUAGGAUUAUGAUGAUAUUUUGAGUAUGACAAGACAACGUUUGAAAGCUUAUAGCUUAGAAUGGGAAGCUCCCCCAACCAACACAGGAUAAUCAAAGCUUUUUUAAAUGUCUCUUCUGAAUUUUGUCUUUGAAUAUUAGGAGAUGAGAUGACUAGACGAGAUCUCAGUAGUGUAGACAGUCUUGAUGGACUCUGUCCCUCUUCUGGUCUUGCUAGCACAGAUGACGACUCCUUAAGUCUUUGCUCAGAGUUUGAACCCAAACCUCAGAAGCUGGAAACUAGGAUUGGCAUAAAUCAUUUCAACAGGUACAUGUAUAAGAUCUAUUGGCAUUCACUCAUAAUAAUUAGCCUUUGGACUGCUGUUAACUCUCCCGGCUAAUCUGGGAGACUGCAGAUUUUGGACCGUAUCUCCCGGUCUCCAGAUUAGAGUAUAAAGUCUCCCUGAUAAUCGCUGAAGUUUGCCAUUUCUUCAGUGGACUUCACUUUCCAACAGUAAAAUUUCAACUAUUUUGCAUUGUUUGAGCUAUUUUAUUGUUAACACCAAACGUUUCCUUAUAAACUCUGGUAUGCCAUUGUAAUAUAAGCAAUAAUUUGAUUAGUGGGAAGUAAGUGAAUCAAGUCAAAUGUUACAAUGCCAACAACAUCUUUUUUGUGUGUUUUGUGUCAUCACAAAUUUGUGACGAUCGGAGUCAAGAAAUGUUUUUUGCUCAAAUGACAUCAUGUGCUGUGCGUUAUGAUGCCAUCUAUCAUCCCUUAUCAAUUCUCAAUCAUAUUAUUUGAGGACAUGGAGGUUCGACGACCCUGCCUCUGUGGUAGCAUAGCAUGAUUUGGCUAUAAUUCAAAUCCACAAUUAACAACCUUGCACCUCAGACUGGCACCCUGCCAUUAAGCUAUCCAGGAAGUUGCUUUGAAAUUCAACCAGUUAUUUCAAAGCAGUCUGAGGUGUAAGGCCAUGGAUUUGAAUUCCAGCCAAAUCAUGCUAACAAUAAUCAAUGACACAUUUGUACAGAGAAAUUUUAUUUAUGUGGCCAGCAUCUAUGCUGGUUUAUUGGAACAAAAGAAAAUGUUUCCAUAAGUUUAGAGUUAGUUGGUACACCGACAUAUCCACCAUUUCAUUCUUCUGGAACACCAUCAUGGCUACCAUGAUGUCAUGUGAAAACACUCUAUAUAUAUAACUCAUGAAGGCAUGGUAACCAUGAAAUAUCGCAAUUGAAAAAUGUAGCUUGUAAAAUUCAGUUUGUUGGAGUAAAAUUAUUUAAUCCCUGUCUGUAGUGUCAUGUUUUGCCAUCUUUAGACACCCUCCUGUAGUGACUGUUUGUGAAAGGUCAAAAUUAAAUUGAGGAUAACAUUUUUAAACCUUGGUCAAUUCUCAAUUUCCUCAGUUUGCUAGCCCCAAUUACUCGUGGGUUAGGCUAGAAGACAUAGGAAGUUAGAAUCUACCGAGGUUUUAAAAAAUAAAUGACCUGAAUUUAAUCUUUGACAUAAUAUAUAGCCUAAGUCAGGACUUCAAAAUUAAAAAAAUCCCUAGGUUGCCUUUUGGCGACCAACUGGAGAGAUGCAGUUGCCAGAUGCAAACAUUUAGUCAUCAGUUUGUAUAAGGUAAAUGAUGCAGCUCAUAGUGGAGUGCGACCCAUCAGAUGUGAUUGUUUGAAAAUAUUGUGGACAGAAGUCUGUAUUGUUUGUUUUAACUUUACUCUUUCAAUUUGGAUCUAAAUCAUAGAGAAAUCUGGUCACCAAAGUGGCGACUGAACCAGAAUUUUUAGUCGGCAAGGAGAAAAUGUUAUUGUUAGUCGCAUUGGUGACCGUGUCGGUCACAAUUUUGAGCCCUGUAAAUGCAUCUGAUCAUAAUAUUUCUGUGUCGUUUGUGCUACCCAUACAGGAAGCCAGAGAAAGGUAUCAACUACCUUGUUACCCAUCAAGUACUGGAAGAUAACCCUGAGAUGGUAGCAAAGUUUCUGUUGACAGAACCAGGCAUUAGUAAACAGAAACUUGGAGAAUAUCUUGGAAAUUUGCAAAAUGAAUUCAAUAUGGAAGUGUUGAAGUAAGUACUUAACAAUACGUUUGUGUGUUUUUCCUCCUCUGGCUUUUCUUAUCUCUAAAAUGAUGACGUCUUUGCCCAUGGCGUUAAUUAGCACUAAGGUUGCUGGGGCUGAAAAAGGAAUCGAAGGAUCCUGUCCUUUUGUCCUCAUAAUCUCUUAAGUUUUGGUGUCAAUGUGAAAAAAUGAUAAGUUCAGAGUUUUGCUCAGUAUUUUGGUUGUAACUUUUAUCUCUUAAAAAUUAUUGUUUCAUUUGCAACAGGUACUUUGUGGAAAACUUGGAUUUUACUGGCAUGGAGGUUGAUGAAGCUCUCAGAGUCUAUCAGACAUGCUUUAUCUUGCCUGUAAGUCUGCUACUAAGUAUAUUUUAAUUGCAUAAACUUCUUUCUGCAGAAAAGGCCCUCGUACAAGUAGCAGUUAUAGCAUGGAUUGAAAGGAGGUUGGACAAUGUUGGACAUUAUUAUAGGGUUUAGUUUAAGAUUGCUGGAAGCAGCAUUCAAACCACCCUUCUCCUCUUUCCAUUAACAUUAAUUUCAAUGAAACUCUUAAUUGGAUAUUAAAUACAAUGUAUGCUGUUUUACCUUUUUUCAAAGGGUGAAGCUCAGAAAAUUGAGAAACUUAUGCAAGUAAGUCAUAAUUAAUCAUUUGAAAUAAGUAAAUUUAGAAAGAGCUGUCUCUCAUAAGCAAAUUAAUGCUCCAGAUUUAUUUUAUAAUCCAAAAGAGAAAAGCAAAAAUCAAACUGUUUGGGAAAGUUCAUUUAAUAUGACAAGGGGGGGGGGAUGAAGAUAUUGAAACUCGAAGCUUGAAAUUUUAGCAGCCCCCCUCGCUAGCGGUUCAAUUUUUUAGAGCCCCCUCCUUGGUAGAAAUUUCAGAGCCCCCACCCCUCCUCCUUCAAUUCCUUUGCUCCCCUGAAAAAGAUCGUUAGACUGUAUUAAAUAUAUUUACCGUUAUUGUCUUCAAUGGUUUAUACUAUGACAAACUUGAGAUACAGUUGUGAUACAAUUUUCUAAAGCAUUUUUGGGAUGAACAAGAGUGUAAUAAUUACUGAGACUACAUUUGUUAUAUCUGUAAACCACGUGAUAUAGCUGAGUUGCACAGGUCAUUAAAUUGUUGAGUUGAAAACCAUCGGAUCUGUAUGAUGAUGUCAUGUGUUGGUUUUGAAGUAUACAAAUUUCGGAGCCCCCCUCCUAGCGCAACAAUUUUUUUCAGAGCCCCCCUUCAGGUGUCUAAAAAUUUCGGAGCCCCCCCUCAAUAUCUUCAUCCCCCCCCUUGUCAUAUUAAAUGAACUUUCCCUUUCUAAAAGUUUUAAAGCCCAACUGGUUGUUUUCUGCUUGGGCCUGGGAACAAGGUUUGCAGAGUUGAUGGUAUUAUUUAAUCCUGUAGUUUUCCAUUUAUCUGUGCAGGAUCACGUAUCUUUAUGGCAAUUAAACAUUCUCGGCUACUUUUUUAAGGUGGUGUCUUUUGUUUAUAUUACCUUUGAAAAUUGCCAUGUGGCUGGGCUUGUCCUUGCAUAAUGUUCUCAUCUAAAUCUGAAAUAUCUUAAAUUUUUGUGAAACCUUGAUUUUAGGAAUUUUUUAGGAAUGGAGCGCAUUUUGGUUUUCAUGACAUAAAUCGUAAAGGAAAGAACUGAAGUGCAUUUGCUUGAGGGAAUAUAUAUAUUUUUGUUUACACUUCUCAGUUAACAUUAAUGUUCGUGAUGCUUGGACCUGUUUUAGUACAGUUUGUCCUCUGAUAUGGCAUUCAAAACCUUUAUUUUCUUGCUACAGUGUUUAACUGUUUGUUUAUUGUUUGCAGGAUUUUGCGGAGCACUACGUCAACUGUAAUCCCUCAACUGAGAAAGGAGCAGUGGAUGCAAUCCUUAUUUUGGCCUUUGCUAUUGUCAUGUUGAACACAGAUCUGCAUAGUCCAAAUGUGAAAAGAAGAAUGACUGAAAUGGACUUUAUCAAUAACCUUAGAGGUAAAAGUUUUUUAAAACUAAUGGUAGAGUACUUGAAAAAUGUUUGCUCUUAUGGGGUACAUUAUUUCAGGGCCCUGUUCUAUACUCUGUUGAAACUCACAAGAAUAAAUUAACAGACUCUAGUUGAGCGUUUUGUACAUUUUAAUACAAAAUACAAUUUAGUGGCAAAUAUGCAAAACAGCCCUAAAUGUGUUGUCAUGGAAACAAGGUACAUGGUUGAUACUGCAUCACAAGAGUUGCCCAUUGAAGAAAAGACAUUUUUGAAGUUUGCCUUCUCCUCUGCUUUAUUUUUUUUCUCAAACGAUGCUAAUGGCACAAGUAACUUUGCCGAUUUUCUUACAAACAUGUGUAUUUCUAACUGUGUGAGAAGUGUUUUUUUUUUUUCAAACCAUGGUUGGCUCUAUGUGAAGUGGACUUUUGUUGACUUUUGUUAUUGUGACGUAUCAAAUUGCUAUUUUUAACAAUUAUGUGGGUGGUCAUUUACCCUUGGCUUACAAAUUAUUGCUAUAAUAAUUACAGACCGACAUGAAUUCAAAUUCUGGCUUGUGAGUGUUUUUUUUUCCCUUUCAUCGUCUAUUGUUUUCGUUGUUUGUUGUUGUUUUUUUUAUUUCUCCUUGUUUUUAUUGUUUAUCAUGCCUCUUAAACUUGUUAAACUACAAACACAAAAAAACUGUUGGACUAGUCAUUAUUCAAAGAGUUGUGAGGGGAUGCAGUAUUGAAGGGAGACAGAAGACAGUUAGUAAUUCACUUGUCUCUAUUUCUGAAAUAAAGGCUAAUCUUUGACUCAGUGCUUUUUGAUUUUUUCAUUGUACAUGUAUAUGUUGUGGUUCAAAUUUAAUCUUUGGUUUGAAUUUUUUUAAUUUAGGAACCAAUAAUGGCGGAGAUUUUCCCCAGGAAAGCCUUCUAGCAAUCUACAACAGAAUAAAGAAGGUACAAUAUUUAUUAUAAUAAUAAAGAUUAGCGGCUGAAUAAUGAGAUCACCUACAGUGUAUAUACCGUAAAAUUCCAAAAAUAAGCCCCUAGGCUUAUAUUUUUCAAAGGCCCUUUUUGAGGGGCUUAUCUAUGGAGGGAAAUUUGCAUUUCAAAAUCAAUUGGGCUAGUCAAAUAGUUGGAAGGAAACUUGCCAUUUUUGCUUUGUUUUACUUUGUAUUUGAGGGCAAUUUUCAAGCACAAGCCCCGGGGAGGGGGAGGGGGGCUUAUAUUUGGAGGGGCAAUUUAAUGGAGGGUUUUUUGCGGUACGAGUUUGGGGGGCUUAUAUUUGGAGGGGCUUAUACAUGGAGGGGCUUAUUUUCGGAUUUUUACGGUGAUCAUAAUAAAAUUUGUUAUUAUUUUGGAUGGCUGGCAGUCCUUUAAGCAUCUUUAUCGAUAAUGUUAUCAUACUUGACUGCUGUUUUUUUUGACAAAUAGUAGACUUAGGGACUUGUCGGAAAUUAGCAGGGGGGAGGGGGGUUGAAACAGAGGGAGGGUCACAACUUUUUGAGACUCAGAAAAGGGAGGAGUCAUAAAAAAUGGGCCCUUAAAAGGGGGAGGGUCAUGCAAAUGUAUGCCCGUGAUCAUAUAGAGGUUCGCCCACAGAAGGAAAAUGAAGCUCUUUGUCUGGUAAAAAAAACUGGGAGAAAUAGGAGAGUCGAGUGAUCAGCUGUCAGAAUCAGAGUCGGACUUUUAAUGCUGUGAUCUAAAAUGUAUAUAUAUAGCAUUACAAAGAACAGAUUAGAAAUAUAUUUUGAGUUUUCAUAAUACUGACUCACCCUAGUGUAUUGCAAGAACUAGAUUUUGUCAUUUAUACAAGAGGGGGAGGGUCUUGAUAUUUUAGGCCAAGCUUAAGGGGAGGGUUAGCAAAUUUCACUCCCAUUGCAGGGAUGGGUCACCUAUUUCCGAACCCAAAUUUAAAAUUCCCAACCCCCGCUCCCCCCUGCUAAUUUCUGACAAGUCCCUUGCUGGGGCACCAAUGUUUAACCUAAAUCCUUAAGCAUUUGAAAAUAGGUUUAUCUUGAUGGAAUCAGUUGACACUUCUAACUUAUUUUUAUUUCACAGAAGGCAUUUGUGACUGGCAAGGAUCAUGUCAGUGCUGUUCAAAAGCUUGCCAAAAAAAUUGUGGGAACCAAAUCACCUUGGACAGUAAGCUGCUGCUAGCUUAUUCUUUUAUCAACUUAUUAUUUUAUUGACUGUAAACUCUGUUGUUUCUUGGCUGUUUUUAUUCAUACUGUUGUUGUGUUUAGACAUUAGCAGCCCUUCACAGACAGCUCAGAAUGUUAACUCCCCUCUACAUCAUACGUGAUCCAAACAAGAAGGAAAAACCUCAUCCAAGAACUAUCUUCCUCUUCAAUGAUAUGCUUGUUGUAAGUAUGCACCAGUCAGGGUUAUUCUGUCCUAUCAUGAAAUUACAAACAAUAUAAAUUGUAUGGCUUGUUUGUUUUGUUUUUAGGCUGCCAAGGAACGUGGCAGAGCUGGUCGUUCAGAAGGAAUUCAUUAUUACAGCUUUAAGCAGUCUUUUUCUUUGUGUGGGCUUAAAGUUACCACUUUUUCCAAUGACUGUAAGUUGUUGAUAUUUUCUGUCCAUGAUGCACCUUCAGUUUCUAUUUUGCACAUGUCUGUCCAGCAAUGUUCUUUGCGGAACAGCAUGCAUAUUAUGGACGAAAAAAGUCUGUAAAGCUUAAACAAAGGAAGCCUGCAUAUGAAUGCUGUUCCCAGCGCCGUAUUUUGCUUACAUCUAAAGAAAAGGAGAACCUUUGGUAUGGCAGAGGUGCUAGAUAGAUAGCCCAGCAAUGAAAUUCUUCUUGGAAGCUGUAUGUAAUUUCUGGCCACACAGUUUUAUAUAAGAUUAAUCUCUCUUUAUUUUUGUUUACAGAUUAUGCAUUUGGAAUUCAAAUAUAUUCUAAGCUGGAUAGCAAGGUAUUUGUAGUGUAUGGAGAGAUUUUUAUUGCCUUGUAUCACAAAUGUGGCUUCCAUGCACCACAAUUUGGUUUGGACCAAGUUGGUCACUGAUGGAACAUGACUGAAAAAUUGUGCAGGGGCUGGAAGAGAGGUGUCUGAUCUGUCUGGUUAGGAGAGAGUUAACUGUAUGUCUUCCCCCUUCCCCCAUUGUCAUCAUCUGUUCAUAAUCCACCUUGAAUUAACCGUGGGUCAAAUUGAGUUGACUUGAGAUUGAUCAUUCCAUCCUAGUUGUACUCAGUUGUGCUUCAGUGUUUUACCAGUUGCAAUUUUUUUAUAGAUUCUUGCCCACUUCAAUGCAAGAGAUGAACAAAUAAGAAAGGUGUUCUUCGAUGAACUUCAGGACUGCAUUGAGGAGGUACUGUGUACAUGAAUACUACACAGCAAUUUUCUAGUUAAUGUCAAUAUUAUUAAGGGCCGCAUAAAACUUAAUAGUCUGAAAUGUCAACCAUCUCCACCCCUGAACCCAUGGGGGGACUGGGGAUGGGGGGAGGGGGGUGGAGAUAGCUGACAUUUCAGACUAAGAACUUAAACCUUAGAAGAAAUUAUUAAUAUAUUGAUUUUGCCAAAGAGAAUAGAUGCAGGCUACAAAAGAACCAAUCGGAACGAAAACAAAUACUGUGCUAAGUAUUAUUUUUUAAACGUUGGGGAAUUGCACAGUUUUAGAUUUGUUGUUGUAGAAAUAGUUUAAGAAAAGUGCUUUUGUCUGUUUCAACUUUAUGUUGCAUGAAUUAUUCAUUGUUUGCACAAUCUUGAAAAAGUUUUGAAUUUUUAUUAGUCUUGAAAAUUCCUUGAAUUCGGUUAAGGUCCCUUAAAAGUACUUGACUUCUUUAUUAGAUCUUGAAAAAUCCUUGAAAUUAACUACUUUGUUUACACCACACCAUUUUCCAGCGCGCAAGGAAAGUGGUGUCAGAUAGCCUGGGGCUAGUGGAUUUUGCUACCGGGCUAGUGAUUUCUAUUCUUUACUUGCCUGAUGGGCAAAUGAAGUUUUUUGGGGGAAUUCAAAUUACAGAAGAACUGUAACCAAUGCUCAUCAAUUUUUCGGGCUAGUUGAAAUGACUUUUGGGCUAGUGCGUGCUAGCUACAGCUUUCCCGAAUGGCAAGCUGUAAAACUGACUUUCUUUGCGAUUUUCUGUAAAAAAUAGAUCAUUUUCCUGUAGAAAAUUUGGCUCAUCCUUGGUGUAAGAACCUGCAAAACUCACAAGUAGUGUAAAAACAUUUUAGUGCAUUCAGAAUAUUUUAUUUCUGUUUCUAACAAUUCCAAAUGCUAUUCCUGUCCCUAAGGUGCAACUGCAAGUCAUACCCUGUAACUGUAGUCAUUUUGCAAAGUGUUGUUACGAAGAGUAGUGUAAAGUAAUGUGAUCAACCAUGGCUGAUCCUAAAUGACUCCCUUGAGUGUUUUAGCUGAUAAGGCGUUCAAAAUGGGGUCAAAGAAUGCCGAUUUAUUGAAUAAAUCCUGGUCCUUGAAAACUGUAAUUAAUCCUUGAAAUAUCCUUGAAUUUUGUUCUCCGUAAGUUGUACAAACCAUGUUAUUCUCUGCCCAUGUGAGCAUGUUUAUGGUGGAUCAUUUUUUCUUUCAGACAAAUGAAAUGGAGAGUGACAGAAUAAGUAAGUGGAAGAGUUCUUUAUUUUCAAUUUUCUUUAGGGUAAUUUUGUAGACUUCUGGAAUAUUUCUCUUUUUUGGCUGAUGUGCAGGUCUACCACUGCAUUAUGGUGACAGUGUUGGGAAUCUGCUGAGAAUUCAUAAUCAAUCAUUUGAAUUAAUCAAAUUGACCCACCCGGUCUAUCAUGGAUUAAAAUAAUAGAAAAACCUUGUUAUAAGAAAAUUUUCCAUGAAGGGUGGAUGCUUUGCCAUGUUUUAGAACACGACAAAACAAUAUGAAGCGUAUCAGAAAAGGGACCUUAGUGGAUUUGACCCUACUCGCUAUAGAUUUCCAGUAGCUUAGUAGAACUUGGAGGAUCAUGAGUUAGAUUCUUGCCUGAAGCUUGACAUUUUCUGUGCUUUCGGGUGAUGAGAUUCUCUCUCAACCCACAAGUUUUUAAUAAUGUGUAUUUGCGAACAAAACAAUUUUUUGCAUCAUAAUCAAUUGAACGUUAUUCAUAGUCUGUAAUUCCAAUGUAUUAUAAUAUUAUAUUUUGAUCUGUGAUUGAUUAUAAUUGAUGAUUAGCACAUCUGAUUCACUAGUCAUAAAAACUCUCAUAUUAUACUUGAUUUUAACAGCAACAGAGAAACAAAAGCAUCUUGGUGCAAGAUUCAACAGAUCUGGGGUAGAUCUAAGUCGUUCAUCUUUGACGUUACCCAAGAAACUAAAGAAGCCUACUCCUGACACCAUUAGUUUGAUUGACAGUUCCAGUUCAAUGGAGUCCCUGAGUACAGCUGGUCUGUUGGGAUCCAAACAACUGUCUAGUUCUCUGUUAAACAUCAAUGAAAACACUGGUAUGUUUGACCUUCUUUCACUUGUAAUCUGAUCACAUGCAUUGUGACCCUGUAUCACUCAAAUGGUACACAAAGCACAGCAUUGGAGCAAGAGCGUUUCCAUCUAUCCUGCCUGCACUCCCCUACCUUUGGUUAUUACUAGUUUCUAGGCAUCAUAUUUCCCCAUAUGGGGCUUAAUAGGGUGGUGGUGAGAUGAAUGACUCCUGGAAAUUUUUAACAAGUGAGGUACAGACUUAUCGUUCCAAUUCUUGGAGUCCACAAUAUCCUCAUUUUGCUAUUAGAUUAGAAAAGGAUAAUCUGAAGGAAGCAAACUUGGCACCCAUUUUGUCACUCAUAUUGAAGCACACAGGUAGCUAGCCCAAGCUUCUUGGGAGAUGUCAACUUGAAUUAUUGUGAGAUUGCAUAACAUCAUUUCAUGAAAAUGGGUUAUUCCAGAAAAAAUCCACACCCCCCCGACGGAUGGGGUCCUUUUUUAACCCCCCCUCUCACCUGGAUUUCCUGAAGCACAAGACCCCCCCUCCCAACUGGAUUUCCAAGGUGGAAGACCCCCCCUCCCGCCUGGAUUUCCGGGAAAAAAUAAAAGGCUUAAAUUUAAUUUAUUUUUAAUGGAAAAUACACGCAAACACGUCUAAAUGUUUUUGUUUUAAUUUCUAAAGCUUCAGCUUAUAUUAAACUAAGAAUUCUAUCGCGUGGAACUAAAAACGAAAGGAGCAAAAAACAAAAAUGCGAACAACACCUGAACGAGUGUUUACAUAAUUUCUUAGCUUAUAAAAAUCACUCUUCGCUCUUCGCGCGCGGGCUCUGGGUACGAGUAGAAAUGUGUCAGGCGUUUGACGCUCUUCGUGACAACAACGUUGCGACGAGUUCCUUCAGGCCCGUUCUUUAGUAUCUUGUUCGCGUUUUCUGCUAUAAAAGGACCUGUAAAGCAACUUAGAUUAUCAUUUAUGUCAGGUGAGAAAUAUAUGAACAAAACAUUUUGACUAUUUUCAGGGUCUGAAAGCGCUUAAGUGUCAUCGAACUAAACGUUUGAUUUGUAUCAACUAUCGGUCGAAAUGACCCCUGCAGAAGACUUUUUUAAGGUCAACCCCCCCUCCCGCCUGGAUUUCCGGAGUCUUCGACCCCCCCUCCCGCGAGAAUUUCCAGAAUCCCAUCCGUCGGGGGGGUGUGGAUUUUUUCUGGAACAACCCAAUGUAACAACAACUUUUUUAACCUUCUUCCCAGUUGUCCAACUACUAGUUUAUUAUAUAGCUUACCUUAUCUUAGAUAAACUUGUUUCCUUGUGUUUCAAGGACAUAUAAGUAUUUGAAUUUUUUUUUUGCUUCCUAGAAUUUACCUCAGAGCUCAAGAAAAGCAGUAGUAUAUCAUCUCUAGACAGUGCUUUUACUGAUGGAGUAAGUCUGUUAAAAUUUGUUCCUUUUAAUAUCAAAGAUUUGAAUUUCUAAUCUUAAGAGUGUGGGGGGAGAGGAUGGGGUUAGCUUAGCCUUAGAGAAUCCCCACCCUACCAUGGAGAUGUGGUUCAAAUGAGAUUAAAUCUCUUACCCUAACUACGUGCCGUUGCUUCGUGUAAGUAUAUUUUACAUGUAUGUCCCCUUGCUUUGUUAAACAAAACGGAAACACUGAGAAAACAGCCAGCAUUUCACAAUGCCACCAUGAAAUGACAUCUGAGAAAUGAGUGCAGAAAUACCAUACUGAUUGUAUGUCACUACCCAGAUCAGGGUAGUGCUUCUGAUUGGUUGAGGCAAAUUUUUAGCCAAUCAGAUGCACUACCCAGAUCUGUGAAGUGUUGCAUCAUCAGUACAGAAUUGGUGGUGUUGCAAAAUAUCGGCUGUUUUCUCACUGGGCUAUGAUAGGUUGAAACAAGGCCAUGACAAUAACAACAAGAUGGAGCCUUUCUUAGUUAAACUAACCAACUAUAUAUCCUUGGAUUUAAUCAAUUUAUUGGCUUCACCAUUUUAUCUUUUUUAAAACAGAAGAAUGUUAUGCUGAUAGACUCGUGAAUCUUUAAGUAACGUUAAGUAUAAUAAUGCUAACUCUUUACUAAUCAUUUAACGCAAAACAGUUAAUAAACGGAGGUCCUGGAAAGAUUGAAAAAUUUGGUGGCAAGACUAAACGGGAGAAAGGAAAGCGAAGAAAAUCUGAAUCUAAAGACACAGUGAGCAUGAGUCGACUUCUACACAUUGGGAGUGAGUAUAAG